AUGAGCUGUAGACAAAGUUCAUCUUACUCCUUUCGAACCCGCAGCAGUGGAGGAGGAGGAAGCCUGAAAGGUUCUGGAGGGGGGAGUUGCGGCAUGAGGGCCUCUUCAUCCAGCCGAUUUGGAUCUGGUGGCAUGGGAGGAGGAGGAGGAAGAUUUUCUUCAGGCAGCAGUUAUGGCAGGAGUGGUGGCAGCAGUGGGGGAUCCUGUGUCAUGCGUAGUGGAGGUGGCUCCAGUUUUGGGGGUGGCUAUGGUGGUGGUGGUAUAGGAGGCUCCAGCUUUGGAAGUCACUCAAGCUAUAGCAUGUCUGGGGGCUUUAGCAGUGGUUCUUCUGGUGGCUUUGUGGGUGGUGGCAUGGGAGGCUUUGGAGGUGGCAUGGGGGGCUAUGGUGGUGGCAUGGGGAGCUUUGGUGGUGGCAUGGGGGGCUAUGGUGGUGGCAUGGGGGGCUAUGGUGGUGGCAUGGGAGGUGGCGAUGGUGGCCUCUUGAAUGGUGGAGAGAAGGCUACUAUGCAAAACCUCAAUGAUAGACUAGCUACCUACAUGGACAAGGUGCGUUCCCUGGAGGAUAGCAAUGCAGAGCUGGAGAAAAAGAUUAGGAAUUGGUAUGACACCCAUGGUCCCAAAACAGUUUAUAAGGACUAUUCUCACUACUACAAGACCAUCAAGGACCUCAAGGACCAGAUUCACAAUGAAACAAUGGAAAACAACAAAGUCAUCCUGGAUCUCGACAACAGCCGCAUGACCCUUGAGGACUUCAGAAUGAAGUAUGAGAUGGAGCUGAAUUUCAGACAAGGAGUGGAAGCAGAUUGCAAUGGCCUGAGAGCUGUUCUGGAUGAUUUCACCUUGCGAAGGGCUGAUCUUGAGAUGCAAUAUGAGACUCUGCAGGAUGAACUGCAAUCCCUCCAGAAGAAUCAUGAGGCGGAGAUGAAUGGAUUGACUGGGCAGAACACUGGUGAUGUCAAUGUGGAGAUGAAUGCUGCCCCCAGUAUGGAUCUGACCAAGACCCUGAAUGAAAUGCGGGAACAAUAUGAGCGUAUUGUUGAACAGAACCGCAAGAAACUUGAGGAUCAAUAUGAGUCUCAGAUGACUCAAAUAAGCCAAGAGGUGACAAUCAGCAGCCAGCAGAUAGAGACCAGCAACAAGGAGCUGAUUGAGACCCGACACACUCUCCAGAGCCUGGAGAUUGAACUACAGUCCCAACUCAGCCAGAAAGCUGCCCUGGAGAAGACUCUGGAGGAUACGAAAAACCAGUAUUGUAUCCAGCUGUCCCAGCUCCAGAACCAGAUCUGUGAAGUGGAAGCCCAGUUGAAUGAUAUUCGAGCAGAGAUGGAAUGUCAGAGCCAGGAGUACAACAUCCUGCUGGAUGUGAAAACAAGACUAGAGAGGGAAAUUGCUACCUACCGUAACCUGUUGGAGGAAGGACAGCAAGACAUUGCCUCAGGUUCUGGAUCCGGAGGAAGGGGAAGAGGUGGUGGAGGUAGAGGUGGCAGUGGAGGCAAAGGUGGCAACUGGUAUGGAGGAGAAAGUGGAAGUGGAGGUGGAUAUGGUGGUGAGAGUGGCAGUGGAGGAAGAGGAGGCAGUGGACAUGGUGGAGGAGGAAGUGGAAGUGGUGGCAAAGGUGGCAGCAGUGGACAUGGUGGAGGAAGUGGAAGUGGUGGCAGACAAGAUGGCGAGAGUGGCAGUGGAGGAAGAGGCGGUGGCAGCUCUGGAAGUGGCCAACAUUCAUCCUCCUCCCAGUCUGGCUCUUACCAUUCCCAGGGUGGCUAUGAUGAUUAA
Molecule: messenger RNA, 1773 nt
Organism: Gracilinanus agilis (Agile Gracile Mouse Opossum)
Lineage: Eukaryota; Metazoa; Chordata; Mammalia; Didelphimorphia; Didelphidae
Product: keratin, type I cytoskeletal 9-like
Exons: 7
Coding region: 1-1773 (590 amino acids)
Cellular component (GO): keratin filament
Molecular function (GO): structural molecule activity
Source: RefSeq, a predicted model, not a curated record